This is a messenger RNA of Lucilia sericata (common green bottle fly), 1394 nucleotides long. RefSeq names its product ovalbumin-related protein X-like. Gene Ontology annotation, molecular function: serine-type endopeptidase inhibitor activity. Bases 120 to 1208 code for a protein of 362 amino acids. NCBI's taxonomy places the organism in Eukaryota, Metazoa, Arthropoda, Insecta, Diptera, Calliphoridae. The transcript has 4 exons. The record is from RefSeq and is a predicted model, not a curated record.
AGGAACAAAAUUAGUUACCCUCUCAGUAAACGAUUUAAAAAUAUAAUUAAUUUCGGUCAUUUAAAGCAAGACAAUUGUUCAGUUAACAUAAAAAAUAUAGAAGUUUUGCUAAUUUAAAAAUGGUUAAGAUACUAACGAAUAAAGCACAAACUCCCUUUAAAAUUAUAAUUUUAACAUUACUUCUGACGUUAAGGCCGCAAGCCAGGGCAGACAUUUUUAAUUUGGAAAACUUUGGCCAAAAACUAUUUCUUGAAUUAUCGGACUCUCAGGAGCAUGAAAAUCAGCUAAUAGCAGCUUUACCUAUAGAAGGAAUUUUAAUAUUAUUACGCCAAAGUGCAGAAGCCCAUGCUGCUUACGAAAUCGGUGACACUUUAGAUUUGAUAUCAAAAGCGGCAGAUGAAAUUACAACAAAAUAUGUGGAACUAAUAGAAAAAUUCAAUGGUGAUGAAUUUAUCGUAAUGAAAAAUACUAUUUCAAUACAGUCAGAGGUAAAUAAUUUGGAUCGAACUACUGUUAUAACAGACAGAUUUGCUUUAAAUAUCUGUAAAAAAACUACAACGUUCCGAAGUGAUCAUCAGGAAAUAAAAGAGUUAAAAUUAGAUUUUACUACAGAAAUUCAAUUUAAAGGAAUGUUUCGUUAUGCUUUCUCAGGCACAGAUAAAAAACCAUUUCAUACUAGUGAUUCGACUGUUAUUGACAAGGAUAUGUUAAGUCUGCAAGCAAACUUACGAUUUGCCGAAAUUCCCGAAUUAAAAGUUAAAGUCUUUGAAAUUCCCUAUAGUUAUGGUAAUAAUUCUUUAGUAAUUUUACUACCAGACGCUCAACAUGGUAUACAGGAUCUGGAAGUGUUAUUAAAGGAUUUUCCUCUCAGUAAUUUGGAGUCAUAUUUGAAACCACGAUCGAUAAAAUUACAAUUUCCUAUGGGAGAAAUUGCUAUAGAAAAAUCUUUGAAAGAGGGUUUACAGAAUUUGGGUAUUAAAGGCAUAUUUGAACAUCUUUGUGAUAUUGAGACCGAUAUACGUGUUUCGGAUAUCAUCUUUAAAGGUCUAUUUACAAUUGGAGAUAAUAAUGCUGGAGUUAAUCCACAAGACGAUAUGGGCUCUUCCGAUUCAAGUGGUAACGAGGAAUUUGUUAUAGAUCAUCCUUUUAUAUUUAUGGUAAAAGCUUCUGCAAAUGAGACUUAUUUGAUUGGUAAAUUUUCUAAAUAAAGUUCUGAAUAACUAUAAAACACUCAAAUUCAAACACAAUCCUAAAAAUCUAUUCUCAAUUAAAAAAAAAAAAUCUACAUCACUUUAAUCAAAGUUAAAUUAUUUGUUUUCACACUAAACAAUUUAGUAAAAAAAUUGUUUUAAUUAAAAUAAAUUGAGUUGUAUUUCGUUUUUGCAUUUGCCCCC